ACUCGCUAAGUUACGCCACCACUUUUUGGGAUCUGCCAGUUUUCUAGAGCUCUCGAGAUGGCCUCCGAAAAGAAAGUCAAGGCCCAAGGUCGCAAAGAUCGUCCGAAAGGCUCAGUUGCGUCUAAAACCAAGAAACAAGCCGAACCGAAAACCGUCCAGCAAAAACCAGCCAAAUCUGAGGCCGCUCCUCCGGCACUUGUCGGCCUCGUUCACCAAUUCCUCCACGAACACGGCUAUACUGGCGCGGCGCUAAAACUCAAGAAGGUGGCCGAGGAGAAGGAAGUGCCUUUGAAGGACACCGCGAAAAGCCUUCCUAAGCUGAAGGAGAUAUUUGAUGAAUGGCAGGAGGAUCGCGAGAUUGACCAGGCUAUCCCUGGUACCUCGAAGAAAGAGGAUUCCAGUUCGGAAUCGGAAUCAGAAGCCGAGGAGGAUGAACCCAGCAAGAGCAUGAACCUGACGGAUGAGUCCGAGGCGAACUCGUCUUCAGAGUCGUCGUCCGAGUCGUCCUCCGAGUCGUCGUCCGAGUCGUCGUCCGAGUCCGAGGAAAAAGAGGAAAAAGUCGAGACCAAACCCGCUGCUUCCCUCAAGCGCAAACGCUCCGAAUCCGUGUCUUCCGAGUCCUCAUCGUCUAGCUCUGCGUCCGACUCCAGCUCCAGCUCCGACUCGUCUGCGUCCAGCGCGCCGAAGCAGAAGCGCGCACGAGUUCAGUCGCCCAGCUCGUCGAGCUCUUCCGAAUCCGACUCCGAUUCCGACUCCUCUACUUCCACCGGAUCUUCUGCCUCGGUGAAAUCCGCCGCUGCCGCACCCGUCAAGGACAGCUCCAGCUCCUCAAGCGACAGUUCCAGUUCCGACGACGAAUCCGAGAGCGAGAAGAAAACCAGCUCAUCCGACUCUUCGUCCGACUCCGAAGCAGACAAAUCAAGCAGCUCCUCCAGCGAUGAUUCCAGCAGUGACUCCGGCAGCGACUCUUCCGACAGCGACUCUGACAGCGCCAAAGCGAAACCGAAGACCCCCAAGCAGAAGGCCGAACCGAAACCGAAGACCCCCAACCAGCCCAAAGUCGAAGCGACCCCCAAAUCUUCCGCCCGCCCAUCUCUGACCCGCAAGGACUCCUCCGACUCCAGCCAAACCCUCGAACGCACCUCGUCGCCCAAUUUCCACCCCUCCCGCCGCGCCAUGCUCGACGCCAUCGACACCCCUGGCGCGCAGAUCCGCCGGGAAAGCGGCAUCGCCUUCCCCUCGCCCGCGAGCGGCGCCCCCACUCCCACCGCCGGCAACAACAGCGGCAAAAGGACGCCUCAGGCCCGGUUCUCCCGCAUCCCCGCCGACACAAAGGUCGACGGAAAGUUCGCGUCGAAUAAGUACGUGCCGUACGACUAUGCGAACCGGGCGUACGAGGACCUGUCGGUGACGAAGGGGAAGGGGUUCACGAAGGAGAAGAAUAAGAAGAAGCGGGGGGCGUAUCGGGGUGGGUAUAUUGAUACGGCGUCGUUCAAUGGGAUCAAGUUUGAUGAUUGAUUGCUGAAUGUCGAUGUGUGUAGAGAAGAAGCAGGAGCCGGUGAAGAAGCAGAAGAGUGAGAUGGAUCGCAGUGGCUCGGAACCGCCUUACAGCGACUUUGAGGAGGAUUACUUGGAGGUUAUGGGGUUGUUUGAGGAUUCUGGUCCGGACUUUGAAUUUGCGUCUGGGGGGUUGCCUGGCAUGUCGUAUUCCGCUACAUUGCCGGGUGCAUGGUUUUGAUUGACGAACGGGAGGAGCGAGAGCAGGCAAAAGCCGAAAGGCAAAAGGUGUUUCUUCGAAUAAAUGGAGUUGUUGGAG
Eremomyces bilateralis CBS 781.70 is the source of this 1816-nucleotide messenger RNA. RefSeq lists its product as uncharacterized. Gene Ontology annotation, cellular component: nucleolus; nucleoplasm. Gene Ontology annotation, molecular function: protein binding. The record is from RefSeq and is a predicted model, not a curated record. The annotation marks the transcript as partial. NCBI's taxonomy places the organism in Eukaryota, Fungi, Ascomycota, Dothideomycetes, Eremomycetales, Eremomycetaceae. The transcript has a single exon.